AUGCUCUUGCCAAUUGACGGCUUCGAACAAAUGCCUCUUGUAUCAUUGAAACAGGCAAUUGAACCACUUGUCUCACUUGUUCCAAAUAUUGAAUCCUAUACGUGGGUCGCUAAUUACAAUUGUGAAAAUCCUAAAGAAGGUUUAACAUUGGACGAAUCAGCGGCAAUAAUGUUGUAUUCAAUGGAGACUUCUAGCGAAACUGUUUAUGGCAUUCUGAAUUCGAUUCUUCGUUCUGAGAAUCCUGAUAGAAAUAAUCAGCUCAAACCAUGGUACUCUUAUCUUAAACUGUUUAUUACUGCUCUUUCUCAUCUGCCUUCACAUCAGUUAAUUGUCUAUCGAGCUGUGAAACUCAAUCUCAGUGAACGUUAUCCAAAAGGAAAACAUUUUGUGUGGUGGGCUUUUUCUUCCUGUACAACAUCAUUAGAUGUACUCAAAUCCUCGACAUUUCUAGGUCGAACAGGUACACGUACUCUAUUUAUUAUUGAAUGCUUCACAGGAAAACGUAUCUGCCAUCACUCGUUCUACCCUGCCGAAGACGAAGUCCUUUUGAUUGCUGCUCGUCAUUUUGAAGUAAUGUCUUCUAUGCAGCAAGCAUCUGAUUCGUGGAUUAUUCACAUUCCAAAAGAUUCUAAAAGAUAA
This is a messenger RNA of Rotaria sp. Silwood2, 639 nucleotides long. Lineage: Eukaryota; Metazoa; Rotifera; Eurotatoria; Philodinida; Philodinidae. The record is from the annotation of a GenBank genome assembly.